AAUUGCAACGUAACGAAUCAAUUAACCAGCUCAUCCACUACACAGUCCUAUAGUUUUUGAGUCCUCCCGCUAGAUAUUUCAAUUUCAUCAUUUAUUUAUUUUGUUCUUUCUUGAUCAAUAGAAAAUGUGGAACAAAAUGAAUUUUCAAGAAGAAGCAGUUCAGGUUAUGAACUCAGAUUUCAAAGACCUGAGUGAAGUUGCUAGCAGACUCGCUAAUCAUGCCAUCAAAUUCGCUGGUAUAGGCUGGGGAGGUUCUUUCUUUGGAUUCUUUGCUGCUGUUGCUGCUAUAUAUUUGUUGGUUUUGGAUCGCACAAACUGGAAGACAAACAUUCUUACAUCACUACUCAUUCCAUACAUUUUCUUCAGCUUGCCUUCUUUUGUUUUCGCUGUAUUCAGAGGAGAGAUUGGAAAAUGGAUUGCUUUAGUUGCUGUUGUUUUAAGGCUUUUUAUUCCAAAGCAUUUCCCGGAUUGGUUGGAGUUGCCGGGUGCUUUGAUACUUUUGAUUGUUGUAUCUCCUGAUCUAGUUGCAAGCACCUUUAGAAACGACCUUGUUGGAGUAAUUGUGUGCCUUGUCAUUGCAUGUUAUUUGCUACAAGAGCAUAUUCGUGCAUCUGGUGGUUUCAGAAACUCCUUCACUAGAGCAAAUGGCGUAUCAAAUUCCAUUGGCAUAAUUCUUCUGUUAGUCUACCCCAUCUGGGCACUCCUCACCAUACUUUUUUAGGUGCCGGUGAUUGAAUUUGAUUGUUAAGUGUGAAUGAAAUCUGUUGUGUUCUGUAAUCAUUCAUUUGUUAGAUGUUGAUGUCAAAUACUCGGUCAUUGUUUGAUGUAUCACAUUUGUUAUUUAGUUUGCAUGUGUAAAAAUAUGGAAUCAAGUCUUAUUGAGACACUUUUUGGCUUCAUUAAAUGUUAUGAAAGUAAGAAUGAUGAAGAGGAUUGACCUAGUAUCUUCAUA
Molecule: messenger RNA, 952 nt
Organism: Medicago truncatula (barrel medic)
Lineage: Eukaryota; Viridiplantae; Streptophyta; Magnoliopsida; Fabales; Fabaceae
Product: cold-regulated 413 plasma membrane protein 1
Exons: 4
Coding region: 125-721 (198 amino acids)
Cellular component (GO): membrane
Source: RefSeq, a predicted model, not a curated record